GCAUUAAGCUCCUUUAAGCAUUAAGCCAACCAAAGUUGAGAAAAUUCAACCUAAGAUCAAAGUUGAGGUAUCUGAUACAAGGUUCGAGCGCAACCAAGAAGUGAAAAAUGCUCCUCCAGUUUUGCCUCCUCUUCAUUGCUGUGGCUGCUGUUAGCAGUCAGACACUGAAUUGUGCUGGCUUCCUCAGAUUACCAGACUACAAUGACAUCUCUGUUGAUUGUGGAACAAACUACAUUAGUCUAAUUAUACAGAUCUGCCCGGCUAUCUAUGCCGGCUACAACGAGACGUCACUUUUUGUCAAUGGCAUUACUAAUGACCCGAAUUGCAAAGGCACCGUGGAUAAUUCUGUUGUUCCCCCUGUGCUACGCUUCAACUUUCCCAUUGGUACAAACAACAGCUGUGGCAGCAUCCUCAAUACCACUAGCGCUGCAGGCACCGGAAUAUUCUCAGACUUUUCCAACAUUCAGUCACUAAACAUCAGUGGCUUGGUGCGAUCAGUUGACACCUCAGUGAGUGUGGUAACCUACAACACUGACCUGAAGUACUUUUACUCUUGUGCCUAUCCCCUGGAGUACCUGAUCAACAACACACGACUUGACGUGUCAUCUUCUGCCAUUGCAGUGAAGGACAGAAAUGGGAGUUUUAUCAGCACACUCAGCCUCAAGCUCUUCAGCGAUGCAAACUAUACCGCACCUCUUGUAAUUCCCACUCAGGGAAUCCAACUGAAGUCAAAUGUGUUUGUGAUGGUCCAAGCCACCAACCUUACUUCUCAGUACUAUGUGCUGCUGGACAGGUGCUAUGCUUCUGUGUCCCGUUACCCAACCAGCUCUACCUUCUUUAAUCUAUUUGUGGGGUGCACGAAGGAUCAGAUGACCAACAUCACGGAGAACGGUAUGAGUCAGACUGCUCGCUUUUUCUUCCCAGCCUUCCGAUUUACGGAGCAACAAAACCAAACUGUCUCUAGCUAUUACCUGCACUGCAUCACACGACUCUGUGAGAGCUCUGCCUGUGUUAACUUUAGGACCUGUACUGCAGGCAGAAGGAGAAGAGAGGUGCAGCCUACUGCUUUACCUCCAGAAGGAAUCACAGACUCUACCACUCUCACCUCACCCCUCAUCAUUACCCGAGCUGACAUCAACACAGCUUCAGGAACAAAAGAACAGCAAGUAUCAGCCAGUAACACUGGUUCAGACUCCUCUGUAGGCCUGGGUGUGGCAGUAGGCAUACUGGCGUUUGCCUGUGUUGGAACUGUAGUUAUAGGUGCUAUAUUCUACAAGAAGCUCAUUAUUACUGGAGUCUCCAAAAUCCUUCGUUAAAUGGACUGAAGUGACCUUUCUCCAGAACCACAACUGUAUCUUCUGUUAUUCCUACUCAUAUUUGCAUGGGCAAAAUAUUUUUGGUUUCUAUAAUAUGAUUUUCCUUUAUUUUUUGAGAAUCUGAGAAAAGAAGAAUGCACAAUGGAUGUAACUUGGCAUAGCACUAAAUUAGAAGUCAUUUCAAGUUUUGUUUAUUUUGGAAAACGUAUUGACUCUGCCUAAUAUAAAACAACACAUUAAAAAACCCACAUAUAAAGCUAUGUUAAGGGAUAUUUUCCAAGAAAGUACCUUAUUGUCUCUGGCUUAUUAUAUAAAAAAUGCACUUGCACACUGUAAAGGAUCUUUAUUAUGUUACUGAUUAUACAUUGUUGUCUUAAUUGUUAAUGUAUAUGUGUGAUUUUUUUAACUGAUGCAUGCAACAGAAAUAAAGAUGAU
Molecule: messenger RNA, 1751 nt
Organism: Hemibagrus wyckioides
Lineage: Eukaryota; Metazoa; Chordata; Actinopteri; Siluriformes; Bagridae
Product: zona pellucida-like domain-containing protein 1
Exons: 11
Coding region: 108-1316 (402 amino acids)
Cellular component (GO): cell surface
Source: RefSeq, a predicted model, not a curated record